AUGUCACUUUUCAUGUCUUCAGAGCUGGUAAGUCUCAGGCAGAAGCAUCCGAUAAAAAAGAAAAAAGGAGAUCAUGUUGACCCUAGACGCAUCUGAUAUUUGACCCUAAAUGUAAGAAGCAAAAGCAUAACCUAGCGGGACCCUUUUCCACCCAAAUCAAAUUCGGACAAACGACAAGAGGUAUUCAAUCGCAUAGCAUGUAUCAACUGCCGAAAAAACAACUAGUUAGCAGAUCCCACUAAAAUGACGAUAUCGAAAACGUGAUCUGUCACAUGACUCACCCCCUUCUCACUAACCGAGUACUAGUUAGAGACCAAAGAGUCUAGAUCCAACAGCUACUGAGUGAACUAAUGGAUAAGAAAAAAUGAAUGAUGAAGAUAAAUAAUCAGCUUUGCCCAGAUAUUUACAUAUCACUCCACAGGAUUUGAACAGCCAAAAAACAAAAAGCCCUACUAUACAAAAGUACAAUUUCCACAACAGAACUCAAUCAUUUAUAGAAAUAUCAUCUGAAGGAAAGAAAAAGCACAAAGAACCACAACUCAUUCUCACAAUGCGAUCCACAAUCCUUACACUAUACCUCACUCUCGUCAUCCUCGCCAUUCUUCCCCCAACCACACAACUCCAGCCGUUCAUCGAGCCAAAAUUUUGGUUCGAGGCAUGGAGAGAUACAAUCAAACCUGACGCCAAACAUCCCAUGUAUCCACCUAAACCUUGGAAACCUCGACCUACCAUCGAAGAGCGAACCGAACCUACAACUAUGCCAAAGAUUGCACCACGUGAAGGAGGUGGUGGAGUGGCGGGAGCACGGGGAGGUAGCAUAGGACGGGUAAGCUCGAGUGCAGGGCGCUUCAGCUCAGGUGGAAGAAUUUCUAGCAGCAGUGCAGGACGUACUGGUAGUAAGGUUGCUGCUGCAGGAGCGGGAGGUCUUGCUGGAGGGGCUGGCGGUGCGAUGCUUGGGCCUCUCGCUGGUGGUGGUGGUGGUAAUGUCACAGCAAACGAUGCUGCAUCAGGGCCUGAAUUUGAGGGUUAUAAGAUGUGCUUUGGGUUUUUGGUUUGGGCUGUUGGAGUUGGAGCGAUUGUUUAA
Messenger RNA from Hymenoscyphus albidus, 1084 nucleotides. Lineage: Eukaryota; Fungi; Ascomycota; Leotiomycetes; Helotiales; Helotiaceae. The record is from the annotation of a GenBank genome assembly.